GCCACCAAGACCAAGCCUGCAGAAGAGAGCGAUGCUCCCCCGGCCAAGAGAGCCCCCAUCUUCUAUGGGAGCCUGGAAGAGAAGGAGAGGGAGCGUCUGGCAAAGGGGGAGUCAGGGCUGCUGGGGAAAGAGGGGAUGAAAGCGGCGAUGGAGGCUGGCAACAUCAACAUUAGCAGUGGUGAGGUCUUUGACCUUGAAGACCACAUGAGUGAGCGUCAGGCUGAGGUGCUGGCGGAGUUUGAGCGCAGGAAGCGAGCCCGGCAGAUCAACGUGUCCACCGAUGACUCUGAAGUCAAAGCCUGUUUGCGGGCGCUUGGGGAGCCCAUCACUCUCUUUGGAGAAGGUCCUGCAGAAAGGAGGGAGAGGUUAAGGAAUAUCCUUUCCGUGGUUGGCACAGACGCAUUAAAAAAGACCAGGAAAGAUGAUGACAGGUCUAAAAAGUCCAGAGAAGAGUAUCAGCAAACCUGGUACCACGAAGGACCACGCAGCCUGAAAACAGCGCGGCUCUGGCUUGCGAACUACUCACUCCCCAGGGCAGCGAAGCGGUUGGAAGAAGCCCGACUGCUCAAAGAGAUCCCAGAGGCCACCAGGACGUCGCAGAGGCAGGAGCUACACAAAUCCCUGCGGUCCCUGAAUAACUUCUGCAGCCAGAUUGGAGACGAUCGCCCGCUGUCCUACUGCCACUUCAGCCCCAAUUCCAAACUCCUCGCUACUGCCUGCUGGAGUGGGUUGUGCAAGCUCUGGUCCGUGCCUGACUGCAACCUUGUCCACACUUUACGAGGACACAGCACCAAUGUAGGAGCAAUAGUUUUCCAUCCCAAAGCCACUGUCUCCCUGGACAAGAAGGAUGUUAACCUGGCCUCAUGUGCAGCUGAUGGUUCUGUCAAACUCUGGAGCCUUGAAAGUGAUGAACCGGUGGCAGAUAUUGAAGGACACAGCAUGAGAGUGGCACGUGUGAUGUGGCACCCAUCUGGGCGGUUCCUGGGUACCACCUGCUACGAUCACUCGUGGCGCUUGUGGGACCUGGAAGCUCAGGAGGAGAUUCUCCAUCAGGAGGGGCACAGCAAAGGGGUCUAUGACAUUGCCUUUCACACGGACGGGUCUCUCGCGGGCACUGGAGGACUGGAUGCUUUUGGACGGGUGUGGGACUUGCGCACGGGACGCUGCAUCAUGUUCCUGGAAGGCCACUUGAAGGAGAUCUAUGGGAUUAACUUCUCCCCUAAUGGAUACCACGUUGCAACUGGCAGCGGUGACAACACGUGCAAGGUGUGGGACCUGCGCCAGAGGAAGUGCAUCUACACCAUUCCUGCCCACCAGAACCUGGUGACCGGGGUGAAGUUUGAGCCCAACCAUGGAAACUUCCUGCUCACGGGUGCCUACGACAACACGGCCAAGAUCUGGACUCACCCCGGCUGGUCCCCACUGAAAACACUGGCUGGUCAUGAGGGAAAGGUGAUGGGACUGGACAUCUCCCUCGAUGGCCAGCUGAUAGCAACCUGCUCCUAUGACAGAACCUUCAAGCUGUGGACAGCAGAGUAG
Nestor notabilis (Kea) is the source of this 1539-nucleotide messenger RNA. It is a transcript of the gene PRPF4, whose product is annotated as pre-mRNA processing factor 4. Gene Ontology annotation, biological process: mRNA splicing, via spliceosome. Gene Ontology annotation, cellular component: U4/U6 x U5 tri-snRNP complex. The transcript is spliced from 13 exons. The record is from RefSeq and is a predicted model, not a curated record. Gene Ontology annotation, molecular function: U6 snRNA binding; protein binding; U4 snRNA binding. Lineage: Eukaryota; Metazoa; Chordata; Aves; Psittaciformes; Psittacidae. The annotation marks the transcript as partial.